Molecule: messenger RNA, 2586 nt
Organism: Pichia membranifaciens NRRL Y-2026
Lineage: Eukaryota; Fungi; Ascomycota; Pichiomycetes; Pichiales; Pichiaceae
Exons: 1
Coding region: 1-2586 (861 amino acids)
Biological process (GO): regulation of DNA-templated transcription
Molecular function (GO): DNA-binding transcription factor activity, RNA polymerase II-specific; DNA binding
Source: RefSeq, a predicted model, not a curated record
AUGGAUUCGGAAGCCGACUCAGAGGCUCAUUUCAGGAUGGACCACAUCUCCAACAGCGACUUUUUCUUUGACUCGUGUGAGAACGAUAACUUCAACGACUUUGUACAUAACACCAGUGACAGCAACGACACCGAAGGAGUGGCGCAUCUGCUGGGCACGAACACACACGCCGGAACGAUGAACAUGAACAUGAGCAACAUGAAUUUGAGCGGGAUGAACCUGGGCCUCAACAUGGACAUGGACAUGGGCAUGGGCCUCGGCGGUAUGAACGCCAUGAGCAUGGACCACAUGGAGGGCCAGAUGGGCCACGCUUCCCACAGCGAUAAGGUGAACAACACAGACUCUUUGACAAAAGGCCAGAUACCGGCGAAUGGCAUCAGCAACAAAGCGGGCUCCAUAAGCAGGCCUACGAGUGAGAACUCGGACGUGGGUGGAGCGGCCAGCAUCGACAUCAUCAACGAGGGUGACAGCACCAACAACACAUCGCCCCUAGAGAAGACGACAACGGCAACCUCCUCAUCUUCGGCAAAGCAGAAGUUGUCACCCAAGAGAGCCCUCGACAAGAGACGAGGCAGUCUUUCCACCGACGAGGCGGGGAACCAGCAGAAAAGGACCAGAGCCUCAGGCGAAAUCUUGGAGUACUUGAUGAACGAAUUUGCGAAAAACUCGAAUCCGACAACAGCAAUGAGAAAAGAGAUAUCCAACAAAACAGGCAUGCCCGAACGAUCGGUAAGAAUCUGGUUCCAGAACAGAAGAGCAAAGGCAAGGAAAAUGGAAAAAUUGAACCAAAAAGAUGGCAACCCGCCAUCUGCUACUGGUGAUGGGGAUUCCAAUAAUACAGAUAAUAUGAGUUUUUUGGACGAAAACCAUUACAAACCUUCCAGUCAACCACAGCCACUAUCGCAGCCUCUAAACAGAACUCAUUCCCAUAGCCCGAAUUCCGCUCAUCAUGAUAUGAAAGGCGCACUUUCUCAAAUGAACACUCUUCCAAUAGAAAUAAAUGGUAAAUACUACGUCAUUGAAUGCAAAAGCCUAUCUGUCGGUAAUUGGCAAAGAAUAAGGUCCGGCUACGUCAAGGAAGACUCUUUGAAGUCCCUGACUAAUCUUUCGCCAAGACUUUUGAGUGAAAUUAUGGCGACCACAGACUUAUUGGUCAUCCUGUCGAAGAAGGAUAAAGAACUGAACUAUUUUUUCUCAGGGGUUUUCCAGAAUGAGAAAGUCCUAUUCAGGAUAUUUUACCCUCUCGUUAACAUUUUAAAAUGUUCCAUCUUGAAUCAAACUCAGCAGAUGAACAACAAUGAAAAUUACAAUCCGGACUAUAACGAAACUUUGCUACAAAUAGAACUAGGGGCUACACCUCAGUUUGCGGUACAUUUUCUGCGUGACCCUGCAACAGGCAAGGAAAAUGUUAACCAAUGGUCGAUUUGUGAGGAUUUCAGUGAAGGCCAACAAGUUGCAACAGCUUUUAUCGGAGAAGGGGGAACAGGUUUGCCCCACAUCCUAUCUGACGAUUUGAACCGUCUCAAAUAUUUCAACACUCUGAUUUCUUCGAUAAACAAGACAUCGAUAUCGAAAGCUCCAGCCACAACUAAGACUUCAGGGUUCCCUGGUCCAGCUCCUGAGUCCCAAAUCAUGAAUCCAGGCCAUUUCUCUCCUUUGAAUCACUCGUCCACCAAUAACUCAACACCCUCAAGCAUCAACAUGAUGCCGAGCUAUGCUGGGUUCCCACAGAAUUCGUACAGUGUGGGCCUAAAUGACGAUGGUGAAAUUUUGGGAUCUGACUUGAUUUAUUCACUGGGAAAUGGUUCUAAUCUGUCUGCGGGCUCUUUACAUCCUUCACAACAAUACCAACCUCAGUCGCAAUUGCAGAUGCAGCAAAUACAAAAACAAUACCAACAACAUGUCCAGCAGCAGCAACAGCAGCCAAAACAGCAUCAUCAGCAUCAGCAACAGUUUCAGCAGCAUCAACAGCCGCAACAGCAUCAGCAUCAGCAGCAGCCCCAGCUCCACCAGCAGCAGCACAUUCAACAACAACAUCAGCAACAACACACUCCCCAACAGUCUCAUCUACAACAGCAGCCAUUGCCUAACCAUCAGCAGCCUCAACCUCAACCUCAACCUCAAUCACAACCUCAUAUUCAGCACCAUCAACACAUGCAGGAGAAUAACCAGCUUCAGAAUUCUCCUCAUGAACUAGGAAACCAGCGGACUAUGUUCAUGUCCCAGAUGCAGCAAAAGAAGUUACAACAAUCGGGUGGUCGCCCUCCAUACAACGGUUCAAAUUCGGUGUUAUCUUCUACUAUUGGCAUGGAAGGUAUAUUCAAUUCUGCAGGUGUGGAUAGUGAUACCGGAGAAGGAAAAAUGGAAUCGUCGGAUUUGGACAUUUUCCGUCAAGAUCAUAUUAACGACAGCGAAGAGGUUAUAAUAAAGGCAGAUGACGAGAAUAUGACCACAAGUGAUCCGAUAUUACUUGCCGCUGGAGGCAGAGACGAGCUACUAGACACUUCUGGAGCAGAUAAUGAUUACGCCAAGCAAGAGAAUGACAAUUUCUUUCUUGACGAUGGGAUCAAUGGAUUAGGAUUCUGA